Vanessa atalanta (red admiral) is the source of this 1710-nucleotide messenger RNA. RefSeq lists its product as uncharacterized. The transcript has 8 exons. The record is from RefSeq and is a predicted model, not a curated record. Bases 1 to 1710 code for a protein of 569 amino acids. NCBI's taxonomy places the organism in Eukaryota, Metazoa, Arthropoda, Insecta, Lepidoptera, Nymphalidae.
AUGUCGGUCGAAGCAUUUAUAUCGAACGCAGUAAUAUUGCUAAGAAAGAAUUUCGAUCAACGAAAAGAAAGUAUAAUUUUAUGUAAUUCUACGAAUAGAGAACUUAAAAGAUUUGAAUAUGUUUCAGAAAUUUGUCAAUAUAAAACCAAAUGUUUUAAAUGUAGAGCACUAUUACAACGUAUUCGUGAUCUUAUAGAUAACAUAACAGUUAUACAUAAGAAUGAAACUUUAGGUAUAUGUGAUUAUUGCAAGCGAUCAUCCUCGAGGAAUAAAUGUAAGAGAUGUGAAUAUUAUAUGCAAACAUUUUUAAAAUCAAUAAAAUUAAAACAAAACAUUCAACAAGUUACUCAAACAUGUGAUAGAGAAAAAACUGAUCCUCAUAAUAAGGUAGAAAAAUCUAAGACACGAAAAGAAAACCAAACACUAUUGCCAGACUCAGAAAACGAAUUAAUGUUAAAGAUGAUAAAACAGAGAAAGGACUUAAAGCAUAAAAUGAGAAAAAAAAUCCAGUGUGAAAAAACUAAAGAAUAUCCAAAAAUAGAAUUUCCGACGAUUGUCCCCUUAAAGAAAAAUAAUGAAAUAUCUUCUAGUAUAACAAGAGAAUCAGAUAGUAUCUUAGAAUGUGAAAGCAACAAAUCAAGUUACGUCACUGAAAUGGUUAAAGGAAGAACAAUAGUUCCAUUUCAAAAACAAAAACCUGAACCUGUCAUUAAAAAAAUACCUUUAUUGUUUCAAAUCCAACAUGAUUUCAAUUUACCGACGAUAGAUACUAAUAUAUCGUUAACAUCUAACGAUAUUCCAGAAAAUGCUUUAAAAACCAAAGAUACUAAAACAAAAGGAAAAUCAAUAAAGAAUAAAUCAGGUAUCAUCCGUUAUCAGCUAUCGAAUCGUGAAUUUAUAGACAAGGGUUGGACUCAAUUGCCAUCAAUUAAGGUAUUAAGAAGGACAAACGUUUAUAACAUGGUGCCUUCAUAUUCAAAAUUUGAUUGGUUUAAAAACCAUACGAACGAGAAAAUGUUAUGCUACGAAUCAAGUGAGAAACUAGCUGAGAUACAUGAAGACGGAUGCGGGAAAUGGUUUUAUAAAAAUGGCAACACGGCAUUAGAUUAUUAUAGCACGUCAGAAUUGAAUUUAGGCAAACGAUGUAUCAUAUACAGUUCACACGAAGAAAACUUACAAAAUAAAAAAUCUCUCAAUGUUAUAGCGUCUUUUGACUACCUUGGGAAUGGAGUCGUAUACGAUAAUAGGGGCAAAGUAAGGUUAAAAUACAAUCAAACGGAAGGAUUCGUGAUCGAUAAAAAUAUUGGCCCACCAAGUCAUUGGAUGUGGCACACGUUGAACGAACCGCCAGUUUUAUUUCCAGUCUUUUGUGAUACUUUUGUUGAAAAAAAACCAUACUCAUAUCUCAGAAAUAAAAAAGGAAACGAUGAAAUGAUCGAUAUUGAAUUAGAGAAUUAUCGCAAGGAGAAAGCGGCUAAAAUGCAGCAGGCGUAUAAGCCCUUUCAAAUACGAAUAAAGGUUGUAAAGAUCAACGAUUAUUUUUCGCUAAGAAUUGUUAACCAAUCUAAAAUUUACAUUCAGUUUCGAUGUGAAAAUAUAUGUCUUAAGCUUAAUGUUGGAAUGUUUUUGAAAAGUAAAGAAAUCAUAGACUCUGACUUCGCUGUGGUCUCCGAAGUAUCGACAUCUUGUGAUUUCUCAAAAAAUGUUUAA